AUGACUUCGGUUGAGUUGACCUGCUCAAUUUGCUCGGAUCGCGCUGAAGGAUAUCAUUUUGGAGCUGUCAGUUGCGCCGCGUGUGGAGCGUUUUUCAGAAGGAGUGUUUCGGACCAAAAAUGUAUUCGUGCCCAAACCGCCAAUGCAUUGUUACUUUUGAUCCAUCGCGUCGUGGCGGUUGUUGUCGUUUCUGUCGAUUUCUCAAAUGCCUCGCAUCUGGAAUGUUGCCGCAAGAAGUCCGUGCGAAGCGAUCAAAUUCGGUCUCUUCAUUUUCACAUUCUUCGCCGAAAACGAUGCCACUGA
Caenorhabditis bovis is the source of this 303-nucleotide messenger RNA. NCBI's taxonomy places the organism in Eukaryota, Metazoa, Nematoda, Chromadorea, Rhabditida, Rhabditidae. The record is from the annotation of a GenBank genome assembly.